AUGUUGUCGGUUGUGCUUAGCGCGACAACAAUAACAAUGAAUCGAGGAGAGCAGGAGACUCUCUACCGGCAGUCACGUAACUUGAGACUGCUAACUGACGCAAAGGCACAACAAGAAAUUGUCGGCGGGCAGCAGCGCAAGCUGUCUGGAGUGCACAAUCGGCACCAUUCCUACGGCAACAUACACCAACUAAACACACAUAUGAAAGCGGGCAACUCCAAGUCAUGUUCGGAAGCGGAGCAAAGUCAGCCCUUUGUGCGCGAAAACUUCGUCCUGAGUGUCCUCAAAAGCCCGUUGCGUGGCACUGGCACGUCAUCUGCCACAAAUGCUCCGUCAGCGACACUUUGUACGCAGCACGAGAACGACGAUGAGCCGCCGCAUUCGCAUCAUCUCAGUCCCGAACGCCCGCCUCCCGACUACCUCUCGUUGCAAAACUCCGAAGACGAGUUAGUCGACGUCGAAUCCGCCAUCGAAGUCACCAAGUUAGAUAGGUCACAAUCAAAUUCGCCGCGCGCUCUGAACUUUUUCAAGCGUUUCCGCUCAAAUCGUGCACAAAAGGCUGACACAUUGUCGCAUCAUCAUCCGCAUCAUCAUCACAGACACAUAUCAACGACGCCUCUUCGUCGCAAGGGUUGCAGUCGGAGCAAAUCCAAGGAUAUUUUAGAUGGCGUCUCGGUUGCAGCAGAUCCCGAUGAUUUGGGCAUCAGCGAAGACGGGCCUUCAGACACAAAUACGCAAAAGGAGCCCUUGGGGAUUCCGGAUCCUUAUUAUCCCAUUGCACUUCCCAUUGACCAGCAGUACAAGACAAAGUACGCGUUUCAUCACAAACGAGGACGCACGUUUCAGGAACGACUGUAUGUUUUUCUGGAACAUCCCGUCGGAUGGAUUUGCUUCAUUUAUCACAUUCUGGUGUUUAUGCUGGUAUUAGUUUGUCUCAUCUUUAGUGUGCUUUCGACGAUAGAACAAUACAUGAAUUUUGCGAAUGAAACGCUUUUCUGGAUGGAAAUCUGUUUGGUUGUAUUUUUCGGCGUGGAAUAUUGCAUACGACUGUGGUCUGCCGGAUGUCGUUCAAAGUACAUGGGAUUCUGGGGCAGGAUGAGAUUUGUCCGAAAACCCAUUUGUAUUAUUGAUUUAAUUGUGGUUGUCGCAUCAAUGGUUGUGCUGUCUGUCGGCUCAAAUGGACAAGUUUUCGCAACAAGUGCCAUCAGAGGUAUACGUUUCCUACAAAUAUUGCGGAUGCUGCAUGUUGAUCGGCAGGGAGGUACCUGGCGUCUCCUUGGAUCCGUAGUCUUCAUACACAGACAAGAACUUAUAACUACCCUCUACAUCGGCUUUUUGGGUCUUAUCUUCAGUUCCUACUUCGUGUAUCUAGCGGAAAAGGAUGCCGAAGUCCCAGCAGGCCGAGAAGGGUUUAAAAGUUAUGCCGACGCUCUGUGGUGGGGCGUAAUUACUGUCACCACAAUCGGUUACGGCGACAUUGUCCCGCAAACGUGGCUGGGGAAAAUUGUCGCGUCAUGUUUUAGCGUGUUUGCGAUAUCAUUUUUCGCUUUGCCAGCGGGAAUACUUGGUUCGGGCUUCGCACUAAAGGUACAGCAGAAACAGCGACAAAAGCAUUUCAAUCGACAAAUACCGGCAGCAGCGAUGUUGAUUCAGUGUUUGUGGCGAUGCUAUGCGGCGGACAAGGGCUUUCACAGCGAUGCAACGUGGAGCAUUUAUUUGCGGGACGACGAGGAAGGACGUGGCAACAACACUUCUUCGAUGAUGCUGCCGGCGCAACUCGGAAAGAACCUAAUGGUACAGGUUGGCGGCUUUGUGGCGAAACGCGGAGCAUCUGUGCUAAAACGCCGAAAAUCCCGAAAUCGUAUGGAACGACCAUCGACGACAACGGCACCUGGGGCGGCAGCGACAUCAGCUGAAAAUACGCAACAAACACCCAACACGCCAAAUACCGUCGAAUCGCAAAUCAGUAAAAGCGAGUCGGAUGGCGAUGUGGUGUUUUAUAUGGAGGAGCCGAGAGCUGGAACUCCCAAUCGUGCACGACGCGGCGAAACAGUCCGUGGAUGCUUUGUCAGCCAAAAUAGUUCAGUGACGGAGGCCCCAAGUGACGAAGUCGAGCCGGAACAAGAAGCCGACGACGAAAUUGAGCCAGCACGAGUAACACAAUUAACCGACGCACACCGAAAUGCCAUUCGUGCUAUUAGGAAAAUAAAGUAUUUCGUUGCACGAAGAAAAUUUCAACAAGCUCGUAAGCCAUAUGAUGUACGUGAUGUCAUCGAACAAUAUUCGCAGGGCCAUCUAAAUAUGAUGGUUAGGAUUAAGGAAUUACAACGUCGCUUAGACCAAACACUCGGCAAGCCAGGCAGCUACUUGGCAGGCAUCGAUCGCGUUGGCAACGUCAAACCAAUGACUGUCGGUGCGCGUUUGUAUCGCGUCGAACAGCAACUUUCUGUGAUGGACAAGAAGUUGGACCAGCUGGUUCACACGCUUAACCAAAUAGCGCACCUUCCGCAUCCGAAACAACACACAAUACAGAGUGCUAGUUGCGCCGCCAGUUCAUCUAGUACCGCAAGUAAUAUGACGCCGUUGCAAUUGCCACCUGUUCCGAGCAAUUCGCAGCAACAUUCUCCCGUUCCGCUGGCAUCCAUUGAGGACGAUGUGUAAGAAAAAGCUUUUUACUCUUAAAAAAAAUAUAAUAAUUAAUUAUUAAAUAAUUAAAAUAAAUUUAAUUAUGAAAA
This is a messenger RNA of Culicoides brevitarsis, 2735 nucleotides long. RefSeq names its product potassium voltage-gated channel subfamily KQT member 1 (gene KCNQ). NCBI's taxonomy places the organism in Eukaryota, Metazoa, Arthropoda, Insecta, Diptera, Ceratopogonidae. Gene Ontology annotation, biological process: potassium ion transmembrane transport. Gene Ontology annotation, cellular component: membrane; voltage-gated potassium channel complex. The record is from RefSeq and is a predicted model, not a curated record. The transcript has 9 exons. Bases 1 to 2661 code for a protein of 886 amino acids. Gene Ontology annotation, molecular function: voltage-gated potassium channel activity.